AUGAGAUCACGGUUUUCACGAAGGGCAGGAGCCGCUGCUGCCAGUCUGCUGAGGCCGCUGCCUCCUCUCCCUGCGCGGGUCCCGCAUUACAUCACCGGCGACAACAGUCGGAGGGGGGAGGCAGAAGCGCCUCCUCCCCGCCCGGAGCCGAGGCAGCUGCGCCGGGGGAGGAAGGCGCUCACCUUGCCCCCCGAUGAGGGGCGGAUCAUGCCAUGGCAGCGCCGGCGAGCCACAGCGGCGGCAGCGAACAGAGCCCGAGCAGCAGCCCCGGGAGCCGGGCGGGAGCCGGGGGCACCGCGCUGGGAGUACGGGACGGCGGGGACCAGGGAGUCCGGCAAGCUGCCGCGACGGCCCCCGGCCUCCCUCCGCUCGAAGACUACGAGUGCAAAAUCUGCUACAACUACUUCGACGCGGACCGGCGCGCGCCCAAACUGCUGGCGUGCCUGCACACCUUCUGCCAGGAGUGCCUGAGCCAGCUGCAGCUCCGCGCCGCCGCCGCCAGCGCCGCGCCUGAGCGUCCACCGCGCCCGCCACCCUGGCACGGCCCUCCCGGCGCCAUCGCGUGCCCUGUGUGCCGUCACCGCACGCCGCUGCCCGACAGCCGCGUGCACGGCCUGCCCAACAACACCAAGCUCGCCGAGGCCUUCCCGCUGGCCCUGCGCGCCGCGCAAGACCCGCUGCCCCAAGACCGACUGCCGCCGCUGCCUGCGCGCCGCCCCGCGCCCGCAGCCGCCGCCGCGCCGCCCGCCGCAGCCCCGCAGCCCGAGCCGCCCGCCGAGGACGCGGCUCCCGAGCCUCGCGCCCGCACCGGCCUGCGCGCCCCGGGCGCCUACGAGAGCUGCCAGAACUGCAAGCGAGCCGCGCUCACCGCCGGCUGCGUGUGCGUGGUUUUCUCCUUCCUCUCCAUGGUGGUGCUGCUCUUCACCGGCCUCAUCUUCGUCAACCACUACGGCGGGGGAGGCGGCGGCGGCGGCGGCGGGGGAUCCCCCGGGGCAGGAACGACGCCUGGCACGGGCCCGGCGUCCGGGACGCCCUCGCCCUCCCCUGUGGGACCCAUUUGUCUGUCAGUGGCCAGCAUCCUGGCGCUCUUCUCAGUCGUUGUCACCUGGGUCAUCUGCUGGCUCAAGUACCGGCCCGAGGGCGCGGCCGCCGGCUCUGCGGGAAGCGGCGGCCCGAGGGCGCGGGCGGCGGCGGCUCCCGGCGGCGCGCGGAGGAGCGACACGUAGCGGACAGCGCCCCGGGUCUCUCGCCUGCCCCUGGAGCCCGCACGGCCCGAGAGAAGGGAGCCUCUGGCCGGGUGCGCCUGAGCCUCUCCGUGUCUGCGUGCGGGCCCCCUCAGGGCGCACACACCCUCCCGACCCCUGCGAAGCCCGGGUUUUUCGUCCCCUCGGGUUCUCCACACUCGACCUGCUCAGCCCUGGGCCAAAGAGGGAAACCAAGGAGACGCCCAAACUGUGUGAGAUCGGCCCCUGCGUCAUGCACCACUCCCAUCCUCGCCAGAAUGCGCGGCGAUCCCUUCCCAGAGUCCCAGGAUUUGCAGAGAAAAGGCAGUGGGACUCCCGCUGCGCUGCGGAAAACUGGUUUUCUAGGGGCUGGGAUUUAGGAGUUUCCUUAAGGGCGCAGGUGCGCGCGCGCGCUCGCGUCUGCCGCCGUUGUGAAUGAACUUGACUCUCCCAGAGGAAGAAUGCACGAGUCCUACACGUGAGGGAAACCUUUCCCUGCUUCCCCGCCGUGCCAGUACCCAGUCCUGGGUACUGAAAGCAACGCACGCUGGGCGCGGGCACAGCGCGGGCGUGUGGGCGCGGCGGCUGGAAGCGCCGCCGGCCGCAUCUGUGCGGGAUUGGGCAGAUGCUCAGCGCGCGUGCUUGUCGGGGCCGCCGGCCACGCCGCGGUGCAGGGGCGCGGCCCGCGCGUGUCGGUGGAUUCUGCCGCCCGCCCAGGGCCGGCUGUGUGAGCAGAGCCCAGAAGUCCCAACUCCUGGAAGCUGGUGGCGGGUUUAUGCACGAAGCCACUGCUUGGAAGUCAUUUCAUCUUCUGUAACUGGACUCAGGGAGCUUGAAAAGCCUGUUUUCCCUUUUCUCAAAACUGACUGACUGUUGCCCCCACCUGGAAGAUAUUGAAAGCUAUUCACACAGAAUAUCCACCGUAGGCUUUCCUCGACUUUUUUCUGUUUCAUUUAAAAUAGCCCAUUUUCGAAUAUUUAAUUCUAGAAAAUCUUAUGCAUUGAGUUUUCCAGAAGAGUUGUUUGAUAAGCAAUGACGUUUCUCCCAUACCUCCAGUCCAAAUGCAUUUCGAAACAAGGAGUAGAAGAUAAUGGUAUGUUGGUAAUUGUUCAAGAUUUUACACAGUAUUCAGUUAUAGGAUAAAAUAUUAAAUAGUGCCCAAAGACGAAACUGACAAGUCUGCUUUGACUAUGAGGAUAUAAUAGUGUACAUUUACAAGAAAAAAAUAUUAUCUUGAAUUUAGGUGUGUGAUGUUGUUGGAAUCACCAAAAUGUUUGCAUCUGGUCAUGUGAUAUGAAAAAGGAUAUGAUUUUGUAACUAAAAAGAUGAACCACAAAUGCGUGUGGCAGGUGGAUUAGAUGCCUUUUUUAGAGAAAGAAAAAUAUCUUCCAAAUGUAUUUUAUAUGAAAACAUUCUUUAUUCCAAUCUUGAAGCUUGGAAUAAGACAAAGUUUUCAUGCUUAAACAUCACAGAAGAUGCUGAGGGUGUGUUGUUAUUCCUUGUGUAUUUAUGCAAGCCAGCUGCAUGAUAUCUUGACACUAUUCUAUUAACUGAACUUGAAUGGAGCAUUUGUAUCUAUCCUAGGAGUGAAGUAAUUUAUUGGCCCAUGAUAAGUGGUGUGGCUGCAAAUAUAGGAACUACAAUAUGAUGUGCUAUAUGUCUGCAUUGUCUUAAUAAUAAAAAGGAAUUAUUU
Molecule: messenger RNA, 2916 nt
Organism: Oryctolagus cuniculus (rabbit)
Lineage: Eukaryota; Metazoa; Chordata; Mammalia; Lagomorpha; Leporidae
Gene: RNF228
Product: ring finger protein 228
Biological process (GO): protein ubiquitination
Molecular function (GO): ubiquitin protein ligase activity
Source: RefSeq, a predicted model, not a curated record